GUUUAAACGUUUCGAUAAGGAAUAAUGAAGUUCAUUUCUUUACUGGCACGAUUUCGGUUUUGCAGAAAUGUCAUCUCCAGAAAACGUUUGACGUCUCAUCGACAAUUUUAGUUGGUUCAUCCGGACGUUGGUUUACUAUACACUGCUACUGAGCUCAUUCGGUUUGGUUAGGGCAAAAACCACGAUAGUUUGUUCCAGUUUCAGUUUGGAAAGGACAGGAGGCUUGAUGGUUUGUGUUAGUCCUGACAAUUACGGCCUCUCAGUUGAUCCAUCAUCAUUUUGAAAGGGUUGACGGAUGGAGCCUCAACCACGUGCCGAGGUAAUGAGUUCCACUCGUUGAUGUUUUGAUGGGAAAGCCGAUAGUCAGCUGACAAGUAAUUUGUUCUGGGCUUGUGAACGUCUUUGGAGUGUCCUCAUCUGACUAUCCAUCUACUGCCUAAGUGGAUUUUUCAGAUACAAUCAGUGUUACUUUUGAGUUUCUUUUCUUUUUUGUUUCUAACAAAUACACUUGCCUAUGGUAAUUAAUUAAAUCUGUUUGGGAUUUGGUAAAUAUAUUUAUACAACUAUUAAUCCUAUUCUCAUGAUUGCUCAAAACUAUUUACAAAAUGUUCUUACGCAAAAAGCUUUAUUUUUAUUGGUUCUUUCGGUAAAUCUUAUACUCUGCGUUUUAAAAAUCAAUGACUAUAUUCAUAUAAAUGCGUGGUUUAUGUUUAUGCCACUUUGGUUAUGGAAUAUUCUAGUGUUUUCGGGUUCGCUCAUUUUAUUCCUACUUAAAUCUCUCAAUUUAACCAAAUUCUGUUUAUUCUUUUAUGUUUAUCAAGUUUUAAUACUCACAUUUCAAAUAUUUCUAUGUAUUAAACUAGAAACAAAUGCAUUAAAUUGGUGUGUAGUCUUUAUACCAAUCUAUUGUUUAUGCGUUUUAGGAUUUUUGACAUUCACAAAAGCGUUUUACGAGUUAACUGUUUAUGAUUGUGAAAAAUUCCUUGCAUUAAAUCUUCCAUGUGUCAUUCUAAUUGCCUUACGUUUAGAUAAUUAUAUUAAUUGGACAUGGGUUGUAGUGUUAAUACCAUUCUGGAUCAUAAUGGGAUUUUUGAUUGUAUUGCUGUUAUUCUUAGUUUGUAUGUUAUGUGGAUUGAGUCGUUUCACUCAGAAAGAUCUUUAUGAUGUUGUUUCAAUGAUUGGAUUCACAUCAAUCGCAUUUACUUUUCUUGUAUUCGUUGUUCUUCUGGUCUGCCGAUUAGAUAACAUUAAACUGUUCACAUAUAAUGAAAUAUUCUUACCAUUAUUUAUUUGUAUUUUGUUUUUGUUGAUUAUGACGAUUUCCACAAAUUGGUUAGUCAGUAAAUUUUGUAGAAAUAUCAAUGGUUCCGAUGGAGGAAAUUGUUUAGUGGAAUAUACCUCUAGAUCUCGGUAAGCUUUUAUCAUUGUAGUUAAGGAAACAUUUUGAUUUACAGAUUUAUUAGUACACUGUUAAAAUAGUUUAUAUUUUGGCAAUGAAUACAAUUUUAUCACAAAACGGUUGUAAGGCAUAUAUCAUUACUAGUCAAAGGUUGCUGAACUUUAAAAGUCAAGCACAUAUCAGCUUGUUCAAACUUUAAGCUGUAGAUUGCAAGUGAAAAUCACUGGCAAUAUAAUGCUGAAUUAGCUGAAGUGAAGUUUUAAAGAAUGAACAAAUACUGAAGGUGGAGUGCAUCAAUCAUCAGGUCGACAUCUAACAACCAUCUUUUCCAUUCAGGUGUUUAAAUGAGCUGUUAACUUAAAAAUGUCUUUGGAUGCUUCAUUAUUUCAUAAUUUUCUCUACUGUUAAUCUCAUUUUGCAAGGUAAAACAUAAAGCAUAGCUAAUCCUAUUGUUUAUAUAUUGGCUGUCAAAGAUGGUUCUCGUUAUGAUUUAAAUAAUAUGCGGGUAUUUAAAGUCGUUAUUUCUGAAUGAGACGAGAUAUUAGUAAGCAGAGUAAACUGCAUACCUAUGGUUUUAUAAAUCUUGAGGAAUAUGUAUGAAUAAUGCUGUACACAGAGGAAUCAAGUGUUUUUCUACAAAUUGUGCUUACUUCCAACUUGGAAAAUAAAGGUUAUCAGCAAAUACUUCGUUGGACCCUAUUCAAGGAGGAAAUACAAAUGUUGCUAAUAUAACUGUUUCACGUGACAAGUAUUCAGAAGUUCAUCAGAAUCUUACAAAGAGAACUGCUUCUGAACCACUUGAAAACAGUAUCGAAACAGUUAUCUCACCCAAUACAGAUGCUCCUUGCAGUAAUUUACUAAUCAAAGAAAAACAUUUUAUUCAUUCAAAUAAACUAAACCAACCUAUGAUUAAAGAGAACUCUUUAUCACUUCCGGAUUAAGAUACCUAAAUCUAUUGACGAUCGCGUAUUGAUUUUACAAAUAAUAUUCUUACAUUUGUAAUCUCAAAUAUUGCUUAUUUCUUAACUGCAAUUGUAGAGGACAAUGUUAUUUCACUUUAAUUUGUAAAACACGUUUUAACUUUUUAUUAUUUUUCUUCGUAAAAGACAUUUAUUACAAUGAAUGUGCUUAAUUUGUGUUCAGAUUAAUAGAUUUUGAACGAUUUUUUAAAUCGUUAUUCAUGUCUGUGAAAUAAGUGAUCAAUUCUGCUUUUUAUAAUGUUCAUUUGUAACUGAUACAACAUUGAAAUAAAUCCCGAGAAAAUGUUUUAAAAAAUCA
This is a messenger RNA of Schistosoma curassoni, 2677 nucleotides long. Lineage: Eukaryota; Metazoa; Platyhelminthes; Trematoda; Strigeidida; Schistosomatidae. The record is from the annotation of a GenBank genome assembly.